This is a messenger RNA of Cylicocyclus nassatus, 4761 nucleotides long. NCBI's taxonomy places the organism in Eukaryota, Metazoa, Nematoda, Chromadorea, Rhabditida, Strongylidae. The record is from the annotation of a GenBank genome assembly.
AUGUCGAUUUUCGGUGCCCACAAAGCUAGGAUCACUAAAGCCGCCAACGCAAUCCGCAAGAAGAUCGCGGAGUUUGACGAGGCCAUCUUGGAGCCGUUGGAUUUUACCAUCGAGGCAGGUAGAGAUCCACAGCUUGUUCUUAGUCGUAAAAGUUUGCUAUUUUUUCAUUUUACUUCCUUCGGUCGUACUGUUGAUUCUCUUCGUGCCCAGCGAGAGAAGGCCGAGGAGUUUGCUCGGCAGCACCCUGACGAGAACGGCGAGUUCCCCCUCCUCCAGCAGAUUCAGGACCAUUGGGAUACCAGUGGACUGGAUGACCUUGUGGAGGAGGCCGAAACCCUCCGGGAUCGUGUUGAUGCUGCCAUCAAACUUCUGCCGAGCUCGGAGGCAUUAUACUAUUUUCGCACUUCCACUGUUCCUCCCUCUCUUGUUAAUCCUACCCCCAACCCUACCCGAGACCCCAUUUAUCCCCAGCAGCUCGCGCCAGAUGUAAGAAUGGAAAUCGCGAGCCAUUCUUCAUCGCACGAUAGGGAUCGUCCAGCUGAUCCCGAGGCAGUCGUGCCAGCGCGUCCAGCACCCCCGCCAGCAUGCGCGCCAAGUGUCGCGCAAGGAUUCGACAACCCCUCCCAUGACCCUUCGGCCCACCCAACUUUUGUGAAUCCCCCUCCAGUUCAUCAGUCGAAUCCAUUCAGUUCUUUUUUAGUUCCCAAUGUCAAUUCUUCCCCUUCUUCCGUGGAACAGACGUUGAAGUUGCCUACGUUUGAGAUUCCGACCUUCCAUGGCGAUAUCGACAAUUUUCUGGAGUUCUGGGAUCUCUUCUCGGUAGCCGUGCACAAUAACAUCAACGUGCCAGCAUCGAUGAAAUUCAUGUACCUCAAGUCACAUUUGAGAGGACCAGCCGCGAGCAUAAUUGCCGGUUUUCAAUCGACGGCAGAAAACUAUGAGGAUGCAGUACGUACCUUGACGAAUACGUACGGUAGACCAGAGAUCCUCCGUAAUAGGCUGUGGGAUAAGUUGAUGCAAUUGCCACCAGCAUCAGACUCGCCGAUGUCGCAACGCGCGACAUAUUGUACCGUCAAGGCUAUAUGGACCCAGCUUACACAUCUUAAGGAGGACUCUAGUGCUAUCGGUACUCUCAAGAUUAUUCGUGCUAAAUUCCCGAGACGGACGCGCGAAAAGAUCGGCGAAUACAAGACCAAGGGAGACGCGAUGUGGACAGUUGACGAGUUACUUUCGACGUUGGAUACCAUCAUCGACAGAUUGGAAACUAUUGAGGAUGCUGACUCAUCAGAACAUCUUGCGUAUAACUCCCAGGCAUCAGUCCGUCACGAUUCUUCUUUGCCACGUAGGUAUCCGAGCGUGAGCCGCACGGAUUCAGCGUUUACGCGCUAUCGUACGUCAUCGUACUACCCCAGACGUCCGUCGGUAUCGCGCACGCCAUCACCCUACAGUAGGCAUAACAGACCUCCAACCCCCUAUUAUCCUCGUAAUGCGUCGCGCAGCCCUAGCAGACCACGCUAUGCGAUUUCUUACGAACCAUACUGCGCCUUUUGCCGUGAUCCUGGACAUCCAUCCGAACGAUGCAACAUCGUGCGAGACGUAGCACAACGCAGAUCCAUUCUUGUUCGUUACAGAUUGUGUUGGUUGUGUCUACAGCGAGGUCACGGAUACGCUCAGUGUGAUGCGCCAUUGUGUGAGUACUGCGGCAGGAUACACCAUAGAGCUCUCUGUUGGAAUCCUCCGCGCGCACGUACGCCGCCACCUCCAGCGAAUGGAAACACCAGGCGUAGUCUCGAUAGGUUUUACUCUCCGAGACGUGUGCAAUUUUACAGAGAGACUCAGGGAUCAGUGCCGCGCGCAUAUCGAGGUUACUCGCGCGCAUCGUCAUCGCGUAACGCUUAUCCUAAACCGCCAUCACCAUCCAGGCGACAACCUUCCACUUCACCAGCUAGACGUGCCUCUUCGGCACGCAGGUCGCGUAGUAUUUCCGCAGUACACAGCGCCACCGGUACUCCUGAUCAACCCGUAGCUAGCGUGGACGAGCAAGCAGAGCCCCUGGAUCAUCACCGAAUUCGCGUAGGCUCUCACUCACCAUCAUCUUGUAUAUCUGUGUGUUCGCAGGAAUCAGCGCAACCGCGCUUGAUGGUAGUCCAUACAGUUACGAAGAAUUAUAAGACGGAUACGGAUGAGUUGCUCACAGUCUUUUUAGACAGUGGCUCUCAAUUCAGUUUCAUUUGCACUUCGUUAGCCAAACAUCUAGGCUUAUCAUUUCGUAACACCAGGACAUUUACGACUCUGACGUUCGGCGGUCACCAAUUCACGGAAGAAUCGUCAGAGGUUACACUCAUACUCUGGGACCAGUAUAACUACCCGAUCUAUCUCGAUCUAUGGACGCGCGAGAGGAUCACGACAGUCCCACGGACCAACACCCAGAACGACAAAGACAUCGUCGAUUUAGGAGACAGAGUGGAAGUCGAUGUACUAAUCGGGAUAGACAAUUAUUGGCGUAUUGUGGACCUGCACAGGAAUGAGAAGUUACCAUCUGGCCUCAUACUGUCGCACACCAGAUUUGGACCCGUCUUGUCUGGACAGAAGCAUCCACUUGCCACCAACACCCUGUUAGCCACGAAGACUCCGCUCGAUGAUGACGAAGUUGCAACCCACCAGUUGAUCAAGAGUCUUUUCGGCUUGGAUCUGGUUGCAACGGAAGAGGAAGAGAACACAGAAGAUGCUAAUACCAUCAAGCAUUUCUACGAUACCCAAGAUCCAGCCAAUCGCCUUAAGGAGGAAAUACUUGCCAAUACUUACGUGGAUAACGUUAUAGUCGGAGCUAAGACCACCCAGGAAUGUGUAGACAAGUGUAAGGAGUGCAAGGAUAUUUUCUCAAGGAUGCACAUGAACCUUCGAGAGUUUAUGUCUAACAACCAGAGAGCGAUGGCUUCGAUUCCUCAAGAUAGUUGCAUGUUAGCACAAGGACAGUACGUUGGCUUACUAGGAGUCAGAUGGAACCCUACGCUUGAUACACUACACGUGCCACUCAACAUCGCGCGUCAAGCAGUCACGAGUAAGAGAACCGCGCUACAAGUUUACGCGUCGACAUUCGACCCGCUCGGACUAUUGGCACCCUUGUUGAUAAAAGCGAAAAUGUUCAUUCAGGACCUUUGGGAGCUCGGAUAUGGAUGGGAUGACAGCCUUACCGACGAAGAUAUCCAGAAAUGGAACGCGAUCGUGCAGGAUAUUAGCAGCUUUCAGCUAAGCGUACCGCGCUACAUUGGUGAUACUUUCGAGGAUACAUAUGACCUGGUUGUAUGUUCUGACGCGUCUAAACGCGUUUACGCUACUGCCAUCUACAUUUUGACGCGCCCUCGUCGCGGUACACCUCGAUCUACUUUGCUUUUCGCCAAAGCAAAGUUGGCCCCUCCCGGUGCCAUCACGAUACCGCGCAUGGAACUCUUAGCUUCCCAUAUGGCAGCUAAGACAGUACAGUUUUUGAGGGCCCAGCUGAAGGUCAGAUUCUGUUCGAUCAAGUUUCUAACCGACUCACAAAUAGUCCUCUAUUGGAUUCACUCCCAGAGACCACUUAAGACCUAUGUGGUUAAUCGCGUCAAGUAUAUUCGUCGUGUGUUGGACGAGCUGGAAACAGAGAAGAUUGCUACUGGAUUCUACUAUUUAGCCACGCAGACCAACCCAGCGGAUUGUGCUACUAGAGGAGUGACAGCCUCGGAGCUCCAACACCACAUUUGGUGGACAGGCCCUACCUUUUUUGCGACGCCUUUUUCACAGUGGCCAUGCAAGUCCUUCCAGCCAUCACAGCCCAUACCACCAGGAGCAGAAUCGGAAGAACUUCGCAUACCUGAGACGGUCGUAAAUUCGGUUAGUGGUACCCAGGAGGCGUAUACGUCUUUUGUGCCGUUUACGCGCACCAACUCCUACGUGAAGCUAGUCCGUAUAACAGCGUACAUCCUUAAAUACGUGACUAAAUUGCGUCAUAGAGUCAGGACGCGCAAUCAGCGCGAGGACCAAGAAGAAUGUUUUCCAUUCAACACGAUGAAUAUUACACCCACGAUAACAUCGGACGAUUUUAUGGCAGCUGAGCUCGUGCUCAUACGAGAGCACUACCGUGAGAGCCAGCGCCAAAUGAACGGUACGUAUGUGAAGAAGCUCCACACUAAGCGCGAAACGGAUGGUACUAUAAGAGUUGAUAUGCGCAUGGUUAACGCGCAGAUGAGCGAUACGAUGAAUUCGGUUAACCCGAAUGCGAAUGCGGUCAUUCGACCAAUCGAUCUGAUAUCACCUAAUUUCAAGAUAGCACGACUCAGGGACACUUUACCACGAAGGAUCGCGCAUUCGACGAGCGAUAGUUACCAGACGUUGAAUACGCGCUAUAGGAUUUUGCAGAGCGAUUUGGACUGUUUUUGGAACCUCUGGCAGCAAGAAUACCUGAGAGCGUUAGCAGACAGAGAAGCUAUACGCGCGAAAUCCCGUCCUUCUGCAAAAUCACCGCGAGUUGGCGAAGUCGUACUUGUGAAACAGGACGCGCCGAGAUCCAGCUGGCCGUUAGGACUUAUCUUGGAACUUCACACCUCACCAGACGGCAAUGUAAGAUCGGCCAAAAUUAGAACAGGCAGAAGAAAAGUAGUCGACCGCGCAGUAAAUCACUUGUUGCCAUUGGAGAUAAUCGCGGAAGACGAAGAAGUUGUGGAGCGUAGUGGUAACAGCCGCGCGAAGGCGCAGCAACAACACCGUGGAUUGUCUAGGAAGUGA